Messenger RNA from Pelmatolapia mariae (spotted tilapia), 3912 nucleotides. RefSeq names its product protein-L-isoaspartate O-methyltransferase domain-containing protein 2. Gene Ontology annotation, cellular component: cytoplasm. Gene Ontology annotation, biological process: protein modification process. Gene Ontology annotation, molecular function: protein-L-isoaspartate (D-aspartate) O-methyltransferase activity. NCBI's taxonomy places the organism in Eukaryota, Metazoa, Chordata, Actinopteri, Cichliformes, Cichlidae. The coding region runs from base 246 to 1520 and encodes 424 amino acids. The record is from RefSeq and is a predicted model, not a curated record. The transcript is spliced from 7 exons.
GCGCUCUCCGUCGGUUUCCACCCGCAUCUGGCCUGUUCCACUUCCACAGCCCACACUGCUGAAAGUAGGCCAUCCUCCUCUGGCCGUUACUCUGCGUGUGUUGCGUCUGACGUCAGAGCGUCAGCUGGCCGAAUGUUUACAUCCAGCAGUGAUGUGUUUCUGACUGGAUCCCCCACCAACAAAAGGCUGAGCACAAGGAAAAGCGCAGAGACAGAGAAUAUCAGGCGGCGUUAAUAAGAGUCAGGAUGGGUGGAGCUGUGAGUGCCGGUGAGGACAAUGAUGACUUGAUUGACAACCUUAAGGAGGCUUACUACAUCCGCUCAGACCUGGUGGAGCGAGCUUUCCGAGCUAUCGACCGUGCAGACUAUUACCUGGAUGAAUACCGGGAUAACGCAUAUAAGGAUCUGGCAUGGCGGCACGGAAACAUCCACCUAUCUGCUCCGUGUAUUUACUCGGAAGUGAUGGAGGCUUUGGAUCUCCACCCUGGACUUUCCUUUCUCAACCUUGGCAGUGGGACGGGCUACCUCAGCACCAUGGUCGGCCUCAUUCUGGGUCCCUUUGGAGUGAAUCACGGCAUAGAGUUACAUGCAGAUGUGAUAGAGUACGCCUACCAGAAGCUCGACUCCUUCAUUAAAACCAGCGACAGUUUUGACAAAUUUGAGUUCUGUGAGCCAUCCUUCGUGGUGGGAAACUGCUUGGAGAUCCCUCCAGAGAGCCGUCAGUAUGACAGGGUGUACUGCGGGGCCGGCGUGCAGAAAGAGCAUGAGGAUUAUAUGAAGAACCUGCUCAAGGUGGGGGGCAUCCUGGUGAUGCCUCUUGAGGAAAAGUUGACCAAGAUCACUCGAACGGGACUGAACAGCUGGGAGACCAAAAAGAUCAUCUCUGUGUCCUUCGCCCCUCUGGUGCUGCCCAAACACAGCACCAACAGCAAACCCAAGACUGUCCCACUACCCAAGUUUGAGGUGCGAUCGUUACAGGAACUGGCCCGUAUCUGCAUCCGCCACACCCUCAGAGUGACCACGGAUGGAGGAGACAGCCACUCCCGUGGCCGAGGCUCCUCGUUCAGCGUUGGCCGGGGCCUGGCAGUGGCAGGGCUUCAUAAGUAUGGGCCUCGCUUCAAACGCAGGAGGGUCCACCGGCGGCACUGCAACGCCCUCGUCCUGGCCACCCGCCAGGUUGUAGCCAGCAGUGGGAUUGGUCCUGCUUCCUUGGACAACAACAACAACCAGGGGGCACGAGGAGCGGAGGAAGAGGAGGAGGCAGGAGAGAGAGAAGUGAGGCAGCAGAUGAGAGGGGGCAGGAGGGUGGGGAGGGGAUCUGGAGGCAGGGCAGUCGUGGUGGAGGAGGAGGAGACGGUGGAGGAGGAGGAUGAAGAGGAGGAGCAGGAAGAGGAAGAAGAGAAGGAGACGGGCGAGCUGCUCCGACCCCAGCCCGCUGUGAAUGUCCUGAGAGAAAGGAUCCUGGGCCUGCCGCUACCCGAGCCUCUGAAGAUGUACCUGCUGUACUACAGAGAGAAAUGAGCUGCAGCCAGGUCCCGAGUCAGAGCCCAGAGCUGGAAUCUUGCAGGGGCUAAAGCCUCUGUUCCAAUCCCACCACCUCCUGUACAGGCAGGACGAUACACCUUACUGACCCCAAGCUCCGCCACGGGUCUGUUUCUCUCUUUUACCUGCCCUCAUCCUCUCCGUCAUCCAUCCUGUUUCUGCCCCCUCUUUUUCCCGCUGCUCUUUACUCGAGUCAUUUUCUGGUGCUGUGAAAGUCAGCUCCGUACGUCCAGGGGAGGGAGGGUUUUCCAUUUGUAAACUUUGGACCUCCUUUGGGGUGCAAAAAGACAGAAAUUGGUAUGAAAUAAACCAUUUAUGAAUUAGCUCUGCAGCUCUAAUAUUAGAAACAGCAGUUUAACAGUCCACUGUUGCCUGAGUACAUAGCUUGUACAGAGGCAUCUUAGUGGCACUCAGAGAAGCUACAGUCAGAGGCUAAACAAGACAGCCCAAGAUCAAAGACUGUAGCAGAGGGAUCGGUUUAGCCACAGCCUGGAACUGAUUACAGCUGGAGAGUACAGAAUGAUGGAGUGGAAGCCAGUUUGUCCACAAGCAGCUGUUAUCAUCUCACUGGGAUGAUGUCAUUUUACUAAAGAAGAUGCAGAUUAAAGGGUAUGAGAACUAAAUAGAUUUUCUUUGGUGAUGUUGUAGUUAUAGCAGACAACCGCAAGAUAGCGUGGCAGGUUUCUUCCACAGAUUUCUAAAUAAAAUGGGAGCUGUGCCUUUAGCCCCCAGUCCAUGAUGUAAUUUAAGCCCUUAAAGGAUAAUUGUGGUUUAUUUGUUUCUGUUGUGUCUCGACACUAACAGAGAUGCUCUAAGAGCCAUUUCACUUGCUGUUAAUCCCAGUGUAGAGAGAGUAGGCUGCUGCAGAGGAUGCUGGUCAGCUACUAGCUUUUUUACACCUGCUUCUAGAAUAAAAACACAACACUGAUAAUAUGUCAGGCUGGAAAUCAAAUUGUACUCGUCUUUUUUUUCUUUUUUUUUUAAACAAGGAAGCUGGUUCUAGUCUUCUGCUAAUACAUGCUAACUGGUCAGCUGAGCAUUUCUGCCAUGCUUCCUUGAUGGAUUCAAAUGUUUACAAAUGAUAAGUACAUACUAAAAGUCUGGGCUAGCAUACAGCUGCCUGUGUUGGCACAACUUUCAGUCAAAUCAAAGUUUGAGCCCUCGCUUAAUUUUUCAGCCUGAGAGGUUGCUGCUUUAAGGAACCCACAGAACUACAAUAACCAGGGGAACACAGCAAAUUUAAAUAAAACCAGAAUUACCCUUUAAAUGAUCUUAUUUUUAAGGCUGACGCUCGGUCAUCUUUUCCCUGUGUUUUAAGAGCCUAGCUGACGAUCUACUGGGCUGAGUUUUCCUUUAUUUUUUUUCUUCUUUCUUUCUUUCCUAUGCAUACGUUUCAUCAUGUGAAUUUGUCUUCGUCUCCUUGGAGAUAAAGCUGACUUUAAGCCUCACAUGUGCAUCCAAAGGGCAGUCUCACUGUUUUUCUCUGCAUCCCAUUAACCAAAAGAGAAUGACCAUAAAAUAUACUAAUAUUCCAUUUUACAUUAAAAAAACCAGCAUGAUUAAAACACACAAGUAAUUAUUCUGAUGACUGGGUGUGUGCUGUCAUGUUCCUUGUAAUAUUUAGGUUUUUUUGAAUGAAAUAAUUUUUUGAGACUUGAAGUGGUGUGUAUGUAUGAAACUGUUGUACUUUUUGUUUUGUGAAUCAUAAGAAAAAGCAACUUUAAACAGGUACUUUAAAAUAGAAGAUACUUCUUUUAAUUACCAUUUUUCCCACUGUGGACUCUAGUUUGAUGGGCAUUAUUCCUUUGUACUUUACACCUUCUUCUGUGCCAAACUUUAGUUGCAUGGACUCAAAUCUGGAGUGGGACCAGCAGAUCAACAGCAAGUCACUCAUCACAAGGAAAAAAAAUACAUUUCUAAAACUACACCACUUCCACUGUUUGGUACUUAAAAAUCAUCUAAAGCCUUAGAUUUUUUUUUUUCCAUUUGAAGGUUGUUUGCAUUCGAAGAAUCGGUUUUGAAGCACAAGGCAAUGCAGAAGCCACUCUGUAUCAGUAAUACAGUGUAUCAGAUAAAUCAUGGAUGUGACCACAAUAACAGGAAUCAGAGAAAAUAGUUCCUUCUGAGUGUAACGUCACGCUUAACUGUGAUUUUUUUUUCUACUGCUUGAUCUACUUUCAAGUACUGUAUGUGCACCAUUCCUUUAUUCAAUACAAAUACCAUUCUGCUGUGCUGUUGUGCUCCUCUGCUGAAUGUAUACGAUCACACACUUUCUUUUUUCUCCUUUUCCUAAAGAUCACAUUUUAGUGAGACUGACUUGCUUGUUUUUCUGAGUUGAGCUGUAAUAUUGACCUGCAGAUAAUAAAGUUCA